CCAAUAUUCUCAAUAUACAUGACCGACAGGUUAUCACGAUAUAUAAGAAAUUGUUUUUACAAUCUGAAUUUCAAAGUCACAACGAGUAUCAGUCAGUCAUGAAGUUCCUCAUUGCUCUUACGAUUCAUCUUGUAGUGGUUCAAUUCGACCAAAGCGUAUCAACUAUACUUUCUGCUACUGUUGGCUUAUCCCAAACAUUAUUCACUACUGGACCACCAAGAAAUGUGACUCAGUGUACUGCUAUUCACAAUAAUAUUGUGUAUAGUAUUUAUCCUGAUUUAAAUCUUACGAAUGCUAAAUAUAUAGGACUCAAAGAAAGGUGUAAUUUUUACAUCAAUGAUAUCAAUUUCGAUCAUGCGGGUAACUGGACUAUUCGUAUGAAUUGGACAGGUGUUAAUAAUGUCAAUUAUCAAAAUGUUUCAUCAAUCGAAUUGUAUAUCAACCAGGGCGUAGAUCCUAUACCUUCUGAUGUUUUUGAUACUGUAGAAAAUAAUUAUUUAACAGUAACUUCACAUGACAUAUUUGAUAAUCUUACAAAUUGUACUUUAAUGCAACGCUUCAAUCGGACCGAUGUGCGCAAGUAUGAUUUAUUUAAUCCAAACGUAAUAAAUCCAAAUAUGGAACGGAUAGGAAGAUGCGGCGUAAGAAUGCAUAUUGAUGCAUCAAAGUAUGGUGCAUGGCAUAUUUGGGAAGCUUCUGGGCCUUACAAAAAUAGAAAAUUCAGUUUUACAAUACGGCCACCACCUAAGCGUGAUACCAUGAAUGAGAUGAACAUGUGGUGGAGUCUUGGAUCAUAUAAAGAAAUAGGAUUAUUCGAUCUAUUUGCAUCGAGAUAUUGCACUUUAACUCAACCAGAUGGACAAAUUUUCGUUUUGGAAAAUAAUAGAUGUAUUCAUAGAAUACCAGAAGUUGGUAAUUCACAUAAUGGGCUUUGGAUACUUCGAUAUUUAGUUUCAGGAAGUCUUGAUUUUGCAGAAAGAAGAUUUAAUAUUCAUGUCUACAAUCCAGACUUCGUCAAUGUCACGGUGAAUACAACGAGUACGCAAAGAUUUCAUUUGAUGUGUAGAAUUCCUGAAAAUGACUUAUACUUUUGUGUAUUCACUCGGCCUGAUGGUAUGACAAUAAAUUUACCACAGGGGAUAGGAAAUGAUAAGUACGAAUAUUAUGGUAAUGGAUACAAGAGAUCAUCUCGAGGAGGAUAUUCUGAUUGUGGAAUAACGAUACGACAGCCAUCAGCUGAUGAUUUUGGAAUGUGGAAAUGUUCUCUAGGGCUUGCAGGAAAAGUUCUCAGUGCACUUGUACCAGUUCGUGAUAAUCAAACUUAUAAUGGAGAUAAAUUUAUAUCGGAACGCACUUAUAUUAAACGAGGCAAUGAAUUAACGGUUAAAUGUCAAACAUCUGCACCAAUCGAAUACUGCUGGCUAAAAAGUCCUAACGGCACAGUUUACUUGCUAUCAAAUAGUGGAAGUUCAGAAAACACUUUACCUUAUGACAGCGAAAGUCUAGCAGUUGGUGUUUGUGCUGCACGAAUCAAGAAUGCCACUGAUGCACAUACAGGCAAUUGGAGUUGUCGACUGGGUGUUUUUGAAGGUGGUGAAGUAGAAGUUGUGGUUCCAGUAACAGUGACAGAUUCAUAUCUUUAUCCACAUCAAAAUGUGAUUAAUAUGAGUGAUGAAGAAAAAUCAAUACUUACAUGCAAUGUUUCGCCUGAAAAAGAUGCUAUCAUUAGAUAUUGUCGAUGGCUGCGUCCUGAUUAUCGAACAAUUUUUAAAGAAAAAUCAGCUCAGUAUUUUACUUCACAAGAACGAAAGUCUUGUUCACUGCAUCUGAAAGAAUAUAAUCCUAAAAAUAUUGGAAAAUGGAGCUGCUAUGCUCGUCUCUAUGAUGAUUCAGAUGAGGAAAUUUAUGCAACAAUAACUGUUAUUUCAGAAAAUAAAUAUAAUGGUGUAAUGGGUACAUUACUUCAUAUUGUUGCAAGUAGUCUUCUGACUAUUACUCUCGUUGGUUGCUGCAUUGUUGGAAUAAUUAUGUACAGAAGAAAAAUACGGAACAGAAAGCAAAUUGGAUAUUGCGUUAAUUACGAAAUCCAUGAAAAUGAAGUGAAAACUACUCAAGAAAAAAAUUCUGGAAUUUGAUAUUCUCCUAUCAUUAUUUUAUUAACAUUCCAUCUACAACUCUUCACAUCUUAUCAGUUCAUUUUUUAAAAUUAAGAUAUCAAUAAAUAUAAGUUUAAUCAUUUAAAAUAUUAAUAAAA
This is a messenger RNA of Chelonus insularis, 2254 nucleotides long. RefSeq lists its product as uncharacterized. The coding region runs from base 99 to 2135 and encodes 678 amino acids. The transcript is spliced from 10 exons. The record is from RefSeq and is a predicted model, not a curated record. NCBI's taxonomy places the organism in Eukaryota, Metazoa, Arthropoda, Insecta, Hymenoptera, Braconidae.